Messenger RNA from Lymnaea stagnalis (great pond snail), 8516 nucleotides. NCBI's taxonomy places the organism in Eukaryota, Metazoa, Mollusca, Gastropoda, Lymnaeidae. The record is from the annotation of a GenBank genome assembly.
AGUUGUUUCCCCUGAAAUUUUAAAAGGGGUUGGGGUGGGGGAUGAUUCAAGGGUCAUGCCAACAAUUAAGAUGUGUAGGCAAGCCUUUAUAAAUAAAUAUGCAGCUCCAUUGACAACAUCCCCAAAUGAUAUGUGACGCUCGUCUCAAGGGAUAAACAUGCAGGUAACAAAUGAGUUUCGUUUUUUUUAAGUACAAACGUUGCCUUCUUUAUAAUGAAUGGGUCACUCGACUAUGAAAGUAUGGUCUAAGGUCUAGUUGGAGUUGGAUGCUUUACUGAUACUGUUACUAAAUUCUAAAUAGCCUAAUAAUUACUUACCCUUACAUUGCAUUUAAUUUAAGCUAAAUGGUCGUUGAUACUCUGAUAAUUAGGUACUUGUUAAUUUGGGCUGCGGAACUUGAAAUUAUAACGACUUAAUUUCACUAUUAUUCUAUUGAAAUGGAUGGAUGGGACUCCUUAGUGCAGUGGUUCUCAACCUUUCUAAUGCCACGACCCUUUCAUACAGUUCCUCAUGUUGUGGUGACCCCCAACCAUAAAUUAUUUUCGUUGAUGCUUCAUAACUGUAGAGUAAAUGUGUUUUAAGAUGGUCUUACGCAACCCCUGUGAAAGGGUCGUGCAACCCCUAAAGGGGUCGCGACCCACAGGUUAAGAACCGCUGCCUUAGUGCCUUGGACUGCAACCCAUCUAAGUCCAAGAGAAGGCAAACUCUGAAUUCAAACCAGGAGCCAGAAUGAUCAAUAAAUUGAUUGUGAGCCCUCAAAUACAAGAGAAGAAGAAAUGGGUAUUUAAUAUUAAAAUUAAAUGUUUAUAGUAGACCGAUCUAAUUUUUAUUUAGGACUAGCCAAUUUACCCGGCGUUGCACGGGAUUGCAUUAGGACCCCGAUCCUGGUGGGACCCCAAUCCCAUUGGGACCCCAAUCCCAUUGGGACCCCAAUCCCAUUCUGACAUCGAUCUCGGCGCAGUCCCAUUUCCUGGUGUGAUCCCGAUCCCGUCGGAUCCAUUCAAGGUUAGGAUCCCGAUCCAGAUGGGAUCUCAUUUUCUUGUGCGAUCCUGAUCCCGUUGGGAUAAAGAUUAUGAUGGGGUCCCAACCCAUUUGGGAUCCCGUAUCAAAAAAUUCUUCAAUGGUACUGAGAGUACAGUAAACUCCAGGGCAGUAUAGAAAUGAAAAGAACUAACUAACAUUUUCAAUAAUCCCUUAGAACCCACUAUAUAUCUCCUUGUAACAAUUUAGAAUUUUCUGGAAUAUUCUUGAUUAAAUUUAAUAACCUGCUCGAAACAUGUGUAAAAACUACUUUUCUAAUUAUUUUUUUAAAUACAAUAAAAAUCUUCAACAUAAUCCUUUUUCUUUUAAGUCAAUCAAGGGGCCCCUGGGGGCCCAUUCCAUAACUGUACCGAUUUAGUUAUGCCUGAGAUAGGGGGCCCUAUAAAAAUCCUCUGCUAAAUAAUAAAGUUAAAAUGUAAAAUUUGUCCCAUUAAAAUCGGUUCAAAAUACCAUAGAUAUAGCUUUUUAAAAUUAUGGAACUUUCUGGGAAAUUCUAGAUUGGAUAUUCUUAGUUUUAAAUCCACCGUUAUUUCAAUACGGACAAUGAUGGGUAUUGCUACCAAGCUAGGCAUUGAUCCAUCAAUUCAUAUUGAACCUAAUGUGUUGUUUAAGCCUUUUAAUAUUUAUAUAGCUUAAAUAAGAAAAAAUGAAACGGGGCCCCCGGCCUUAGAGGGAUGGAUAUUAUGAGUUCAAUACCCUUGGGUAUUUGAAUAUGGAUAAUCAAGUAAAUGUGUACUAAGUUUGGUCGACAUCCAUCCAUUCGUAUUGGAGUAUUUGUUGUUAAUUUUAUUUAUAUAAUAUAGCGCAUAUAAGGAAAAAAACGAAUUCGGGGCCCCCGGCCCUAAACGGAAUGUUAUAAAAAGUUCAUAACUCCUUAAGUUCCUUCCGGAUAAAGAUGGAUAUAUGUGCCAAGUUUGGUCAAGAUCCAUCAAUCCAUGUAUUAAAAGCCUUUGUGGAACAAACACCGCCCGCCACAAAUAAACAUUCACUGUUAUAUAUAUAUAUGAUUAGUCCUACCAGAGUAAAAUUACUAUUUCACAAGAUAUAGAUAGGCAUAGAUUUGGAAGAUUUACAGAGAACAGCGUGUCUUACUGAGUAUGUUGGGCCUAUGCUCCAAGGCUGAGAAGCACAGCUUAGAAGACUAAUAUAUCAUGUAGGCCUAUUCUCCAAGGCUGAGAAGCACAGCUUAGAAGACUAAUUUAUCUUAACAACCCUUUCCCAGGGGUCACAUAAGAUCAUCGGAAAACAGAAUAAUUUUGUGGCUGGGGGUCCCCACAACAUGAGGAACUGUAUUAAAGUGUUGCAGCAUUAGAAAAGUUGAGAACCAGUAUUUAUAUAUAUAAAGGAAUUAAUAAUUACUUGGUUGUUUUUAUGCAGAUUGCACAAUAUAAUUCAAAAACUGAAAAUAUCUAGAACAAAAAGUAGUACAGGUACUUUUGAAAAAUACAAUUCAUUAAAAAAAAUUCAAAGUGCUUCUUUUCUGUGUCCCAUUCUCAAGUGAUCUGGAAUUUAUAAACUUUGUAUUCCAGAAAUUAUGAAUGUUAUAAUUAUAUUCGGCCUUAUUAUUAUAGAUUAUACACUCAAAUUAACACUUUUUUCCUUUCUUAUAUUUUAUUUAGGUCCUAAGAUGUAUAACAGCAAGGUCAAGGUCUCAUCAGUAUAAAUUUCAGAAGCAAUGGAAUCAAGUCAGUUUAAAAAAAAACCAAAAAAACAGUUAAUUGAAUGAGUUGUGGUGGAGGAGAGGGGGGAAGGUGUUGCAUUAUACAUAUUUUUUUCUUCAAAACUUUUUUUUUUUUUAAUGAUUUUUAUUUCAUUUAGUUUUCACUUUUAAAAAAGACCUUCGUUGUUUGGGGCUAUUCAUAAAUGACAUCACACAUUAUGACAGAAGGGAUUAAAUAUUUGUGAUGAUGGUGCCUAAAAAAAUAUGAAGAUGUGCGAGGAGGUGACCAAAAAAAAGGGGAGGAAAUGGUUUGACAUCACAUGUUGGAUGGGAUGUAGUUGACCAAGUGAAAAACUCUGAACUAAGUAGGAUAUGUGAAAUCAUCAAAAACAUUCCAGGACAUCAUGUGUAGACUAAAAAAAAUAUCUGACUCAUAUUGGCAUGUUUAAAAAAAUGGUUUAAUAGCAUAUACUUUCAAACAUAUAAUAUUUUCCAAAUCAAUUCCUAAGAAUGAUAAAUAUUAGGAUAUCUAUUUGUCUUAUAUUUUAGAUUAUAGAAAUAAAAAAUGUCAUUUUUUUUAACCUGUAUUAUUAUAUUGAAUUGCUUACCCGCUUUGUUCUUAUCAAUGAUAAAACGCUUUUCAUCCUAUUUCCUAUUCUUCCUCAGAUCUAUAAAUGUAAUUUAUCAACAUCAUGUCCUGAAAUAAAAGUGUCCAAAAGUCCAGUUUUAAUUGAUGAAGAAGUCAACAUAAGAGUCAGUGGAUUGAAACAAGGACAGAAGAUAACAAUACAAACCUACAUGAAAGAAGGAGACAAAACAUUUGGAUCUUGUGCUCAUUUUACAGCUGACUGUCAGGGGACUGUGGACACGUGUAGAGAUCAGUCUCAGGGGGGAACAUUCACUGGUAAAAUUAUGGUUAUUAUGAUGACAUUCAUUGGUAAAAAUGUGUUAUAAUAAUGAUAUCACUGGUACAAUUAGGGUUAAAAUGAUGAUAUUCACUGGUAAAAUUAUUAUUAUCAUGUUGACACACUGUUAAAACUAUGGUUAUAAUGACAAUAUCCAAGGGUAAAACUAAGGUUUCAAAUUUCCUACUGAUGUAACAGCAAGAGUAUGAUAUUCUAGGAUUUUAAAGAUGCCUUUAGUUCACCUGUACUGCCAGACCUGAGACAACCACCAAAGUAUAUCCCUGCUUUUGAUGCCAGGAUUUUGUUGAACUUGACACAGUCCCUUUAGGAGAGGCAGAAUGUCAGCGACAUCUCCAUUGUAUGUGAAUGUUAGCAAAAACCUUUGACACCAUAAGCAGAGCAACAUUUUGGAAAAUUAUGUGCAAAUAUAGAUCCAAAAGAAAAUUAUAUCCAUGGUGAAGCAAUGCCAAGAUGAAUGGCAGGAUAGACUUUGUGACGGUGAAUAGACGUCCCCAUCAUCCCCAGUUACAAAUAGUGUGAAGCAUGAUGUUUAAGUCCACCAACAUUAUUCAGGCUCCAGUUCUCCUGUGUCAUCUGGGAUCUUCUCUUUGCAGAUGACUGUGUCCACAAUUCUUAUGAAGCCAAUAGGUUAGAAUCAAUGGGAUUAUUACUAUUUUGCUUUUAAUUACAAUCUUCGAGUGUUAUAGCCAAUGGGAUAAUUUUAAUGUUGUAUUUAAUCCCAAUUUUCCAGUGCUAGAGCAAAUGGGAUUAUUUAUAUGUUGUAUUUAAUCCCAAUUUUCCAGGGGUGGAACCCAUGGGAUUGUUCUGGAGUGCACGUCCGACGCCUGGGGUUAAACCUGGCAGACUUUUAAAGGCAGACAUUAUGUCCCCAUAUGAUGUGACCAUAGCCGUACAAGAUGACUUUAAAGAAUUCGACAGUCUGCCUUGGUCAGACAAUUUGCCUUGUCUUACAUCAUGUCAGCUACAGCGCUCCUAUGUUACAUCAGGAGUUCAAAGGUUCCCAAUUAAAAUCAAUGAACUUCAAGGAACUUUUUUCACCCCACCAGGUAAAUAUUAUGACAUAUUUGAACAAGAUAUAUAUAGGCUUGAAAUUGAAAGGCCGUACAUUUAAAAGAAAAUUUUGUCUCAAUGCCUUUUUUUCAACAGACAUGACAAAAAAAGAAACAACAAAUUAUUAGAAACAAAAAGAAUUAGAAUUAAAAAAACCUAUGUUCUAGAAGAUCUUAGUGAUCUCAAGUUGUUGGGAACAAAUCACUAUAUGUUUAGAAAUGGAAGCCCUUUUUGUUAGAGACAGAAACUAAGUUGUUCAAAAGCACCACAUAUAUUAUCCAGGUAAAUAUAAAUAUAAUUGUAAGUUUACAAAAAACAGGAAUAAAAUACAUUGAUUUUAUUAUUUUAGUUUUUAUCUAAAUAAUCGCUCUAAAGUAAAUGUGCUUCUUCUCUGUAUGUUAAUCCUUGUGUUAAAAAUUAAAUAGCUAUUUUUUUUCCCUGCAAUAGUGUGAUGAAAGAUGCUUAGAAUUGCAAGAAAAGAUAACUCUUCAUUGCUCGACAGGACCAGGUCCAUUCCCAGCUGUGCUGGACAUGUUUGGAUUUAGUGGUGGAAUCAUUGAGUUGAGGUCAGCACUGCUGGCAUCUCACGGCUUUGCCUCAUUGACUCUUGGUUAUGUUGAUCUUCCUGGACUUCCACAGAGAGAGCAUCAUCUGGACUUUAAUUACUUUCUUGUUUGUACCUGUGCAUAAUUAAUGUCUUGAUAAAUAUGUUUGUUCCAUGUUCAUACCAGUUACAUAAUCACUGAAAUGAUGUAUGCUGCAUCAGUAACAUAAUCAAUGAAUUGAUAAAUGCUGUACAACUUGUACUGAUAUCAUAGUUAUUUCAUGGAUAGAUUGCAGAUUGGACAUGGUUAUCGCAUUAUUAGAUUUUGUUUUCUUUAUGUUGUCCGGUGUUAUCAAUAAAAGUUUUUUUAAAAAUUAAAAUAAAAUAAAAUAAAUGACUUGGGGAUUUAUGUUUCAUUGAAAUGUUUACUUUUUUUUUUUUAAAGAAAGCUUUUGAUUGGCUGGCGUCCCAUCCAAAGGUUGAUCCCAACAGGCUGGGAGGCGUGGCUACGUGUGUGGGUUCAGGCUACCAGCAAUUUAUUGCAUCCAGGAGACCAGCUGUGAGUUAUGUACCUUGCAACUAAAAAAUAAUUAAAGCAGUGGUUCUCAACCUGUGGGUUGCAACCCUUUCCCAGGGGUCACCUAAGAUCAUCGGGAAAACACAUACUCAAGGAAGGAAAAUUAUUUUGUGGUUUGGGGUCGCCACAACAUGAGAAACUGUAUUAAAGUGUUGCAGCAUUAGAAAGAUUGAGAACCAAUUAAUUAAAUUUAAAAUGAAGAUGUUAGGUCUGUAAUCCAGCUGUACUAAAUAUAAAUGCUAUUUUUGAAUGAAAGCUCUGUGGGGUAAUGUCUGACCAAAUAAAAAAUUAACAAUAACAUUCAAAAUCAAAUCUUUGAUACAAUUGUUACCUUUAUUUAAACUGUGUUUACUUUUAUUACAAUGAAUAUUUCGUGGAUUAAUAAAGGUUCUACUGUAAAAUAAUUUGUUUAUAAAUUGUCUGGCAAUCUAGUUUUGUUACUAACUUAUUUUUUUACUUUAGUUGGAAAGCAAACAAAAAUGUCCCUACAUUAUCUAAAUCAGGGGUGGGCACACCUAGGGCCUGACAGGCCUCAUGUUACCGCUGAAACUUAUAAUCAAGACCUUCUAUGAAGUGGAUCAGUGUUUUCUUAUAAUGUUCAAACUGUGAAUGAUUAUCUGUAAAACCCUUUAACAUUAAUGGUCUCAGUGUAAAAUUUUGAAGCUGUAAAAAUAACAAGCACAGCAAAUUUAUAAUAUUUUCAACUGCUUAUUUUCCAACUAAACUUCGAGUGAAUUUUAAAACGCCAUAUAUAUUUGACAUAUCAUAUAUUUGAAAUAGACCCUUUCUUCUCCAAAUAAUCUGGCAGAGCCAACAAGCCACUGAUUUCAUAAGCUCGGAAUAUAUUUCCAACCUCUAUUCUGCAGAUUUCACUCUCUGAGGCUGAAUAAUCAGUUAGUUAUCCUAACUUUAUUUUGAUCCAGUUUUAAUGUUUAGAUCUCUACAUUCCUAUAAAAAAUAAUUUCCCUAUUUCCACCAAUGUGGCCCUCUGCACAAAAAAGGGAAAGGAAUCCCUGACCUUAAGCCAUUUCAACUAAUUUAAAGAAUUUUUUGUGUUUGCUGCCAUAUUUGACAACAAAUUCAGGUCAAAUAUCUAUUGGUCUACUAUUGUGAUAUUUCUAACCCCAAGGCAGGUCAAAUGUUUAGUCAUGAUAAAUGGUAUAGCAAGACCUUUUGGAUCUAAGCAGACCAUAGAAGGGGAAGUUGUGGACACAAUAACCUUCCAACUGGAUAAAGUCAAAAUCGUUGAUGGCUUUGUAUCUUUCAGGGAAAUGUUUCAACCCCAGGAUGUUACCCCAACCUGUCCAGUAAGUAGGUUUUAUUUUUGCCCCAGCCUGCCCGUUAAGUAGAUUUUAUUGUUGCCCAACAUGUCCGGUAAGUAGGUUUUACUGACUUACUAAACAGUAUUAAAUUGAAAAAACAUAUUGACUUUACAAGACUUCUUCAGUGAAUGGAACAGGGCAUUUUAAAACAAAGUAAAAAUUAAAUGAAAAAUUAAAUUUUAGAAAGUUGGAUUAAAAAUUAUUUACUGUUCGAUACAGUAACUUGGAAAAGAAAACAAUUCUGAGAAUCAUGGUAGCCUACAUGAAAAAUGUAUAAGCUUCUCACCUUUGCAACUGUUAAGAUGAUUGAGUGAUUUGAAAGGAUGAUCAAGUAAUAUUGAUCUGUGAUCAUUAGCAGUAGAUUUACUAAGACAUAUUUUACAUUACAGUAAAGUAGAGAUUUUUAAGAUACCUAGAUAUCACAUUACAUGCUGCUUAGAUAUUUUCUAUUCACGGGGUUGGUGUCAUAGUGCUAAGAUAUUUGCUAUUCACAGGGUUGGCAACACAAUGCUAAGAUAUUUGCUAUUUACAGGGUUGGCGUCAUGGUGCUAAGAUAUUGGCUAUUCAAUGUCUGGAUGACCAAUCUAUAAAUCCAUUCAAUCUGGACAAUUAUAAGAAGCACAUACCAGAUGAAUUCAAGUUGAAUUUUUCAUCAAUUACUUACCCUGGGGCAGGACACAUGUUGGAACCACCUUAUACUCCACGCUGUCUAGCAAGUUAUAAUAAAAUUUCCAGUAGGUGUUAACCAUUUACGUAAUUUUCCAUAAUCAUUUAUUUUGUCAGGCAUAACAUUAUUUCAUAUCAUCAGCUAUAAUUAUAACCAUGCCAUAAGUCAGACAUAUAAUCAUGCCAUAUGUCAGACAUGUGUACAUGUCACAUCAUCAAAUAUUUACCCAACAAUCUUCUUGCAAUAUUUUGGUUUUUUUUAAAUCUCAACUUCUGUUUCAGAGAUGUACUUGUUAUGGGGAGGUGAUGAAAAACAUCACUCAGUUGCCCAGAAGGACAGCUGGCAGAGAAUUAUUUUCUUCUUGGACCAAAACUUAAGAAAAACAAAUGUAAACAGAACAGAGGCUGUGACUGGCCUUUAAUCAUUUUGAUUUAGUUUUUUUCAAUUUUUCAUUAUUUAUGUCUUAUUUUAUUGAAAAAUUUGAUGAUAACCCAGAAAUUAUUAAAAAUAUUUGCGUAGCUAAACCAUGUGUUUUGUUUGAUAGCAGUGCUAGUUUUGUUGGGUACACAAAAUAAUUUACUCAAGAGAUGGUGGAAAAUUUAGUUAUUUAACUGUGUAUCUCCUGACAUUAAAUAGUAAUUAAUAAAUAGUAGUAAGGUUAACAACAAUAAUAUCUUGUGUAAUUAGCAAUGUCCACACUACCUGGUGUUGCAUAAAACUGACUCAUUA